AUGGACUUUCCAAGUCCGAAUUCGACCAAAUUUUCAGACUCAUGGAACUGGAGAAGCUUAUUGAGGUUACGAGGUUUGGCAAGGGAGUUUGUCAGAUGUAAUGUGGGAAAUGGAAGGGAUUUGCAAGUACUCGAAAAUGCCAAAGUUCGAGAGGUUUGCGCUAGUGAUGGAUGGAUUAUAACCAACCCGAGAUCGGACAAGGCCCUAAACCUACAGAUUUAUCUAACUACCAUUCAAAUUCCUCAUGAUGAUCAAGGUAUGGACUCUUAUGACUGGGUGGUGCAGGAUCAUAUAUGUGAAGGCUUCUCUUCAUCUCGCACAUGGGCUAGCGUACGACCCAGAGCAGCCUUGGUAGAUUGGUUUCACACGGUUUGGUACAAGGGAGCAAUACCCAAGCAUGCGUUCAAUAUGUGGGUUACAAACCUUAACCGUCUUCCAACGAAAGUAAGGCUUGCUCACUGGGGACUGAAUAUCAAUACAACUUGUGAUCUAUGUUCUUCUCAGUUGGAAUCGAGGGAUCAUCUGAUGCUCCAUUGUGAUUAUGCCCUGGUCCUUUGGGAAGCAGUAAGAGUGAGAUUGAACCUCCCUCAAUUAUCCUUCACCUCUUGGUCGGACUUGAUCUUGUGGACAAGAACAAAGAACUGCAGGUCCCCACCAACACUUAGGAAACUGGUUACUCAAUCAGUCAUAUAUGCCAUAUGGAAACAGAGAAACAACCUUCAUCAUAAUCAAGCUCAAGUGCUACCAUAUGUACUCUUCAAAGGCAUCGAUCGGGAGAUAAGGAACGUGAUCAUUGCUAGGCGCCUAAACAAACGGUUUGAGAAACUAAUGAGUUGUUGGUUGUAAGGAAUCAUUCUUGACUGAGAUUUAUUGUUCUCAUGUUUUAUUUUUUUGCCAAGAAAACAAUUGAAAGGGUGGAAACACCACUAGUUUAUUUUAUAUGAUAUUUGCAGUUUAGCAAAAAAAAAAGAAAAAGAAAAAAAAGAA
This is a messenger RNA of Camelina sativa (false flax), 987 nucleotides long. The record is from RefSeq and is a predicted model, not a curated record. Lineage: Eukaryota; Viridiplantae; Streptophyta; Magnoliopsida; Brassicales; Brassicaceae.